ACCGAUAAACAGUCCAUGUGUAAAAGAGCAGUUAAGGCUCUCCCAUAAUUGGGUUGAGAAGAAAUACCAUGAAAAGGUUUUAUGCAGGCUUAAUCCGAGGCAGUUGCCAUGGAUGCAGUACACAGGAGGCACUAUUUGGUUCUCAGUCAGUAACACGAUACGAUGCUAUAGGAUUCAGAGUGAUGGCAGAAUACGAGAAGAUAAGAAGCAGCACCUGACAUUGCAAGACCCGAAACAGCAUGGGAGACAGCAGCGUAGAAGAAGGGCAAAUUUUUCAGCAGAGAAUAACAAGCACCCAAACUUAAUAAACAAAGAUGUUAGCAGAUUUGUUGUGAAAGAUAAUGUUACUGUUAGUGGUUGCAGAGAUGGCAGCUUAUAUGUAUUUGACUGUGAUAGUGGCAGAUGUUUGGAAUCAUUGUACAAAAUCCACAUGACAGAUACACAGACUGUAGAUUUUCAUGAUAGAUGUAUUAUAUCUGGUUCAAGGGAUAGAACUGUGAAGGUAAGAUGUGUUAUAUUUUGAUCAAGGGGCAGGACUGUGAAGAUAAGG
Mercenaria mercenaria is the source of this 550-nucleotide messenger RNA. RefSeq lists its product as uncharacterized. The record is from RefSeq and is a predicted model, not a curated record. Gene Ontology annotation, molecular function: protein binding. Lineage: Eukaryota; Metazoa; Mollusca; Bivalvia; Venerida; Veneridae. The transcript is spliced from 3 exons. The coding region runs from base 113 to 523 and encodes 136 amino acids.